AUGAACUUGGGUUUUAUCUCCAGUAUCAUUCGAAAUGGCCUUCACUCUUUCAAGUUUGUGAGGACAUGCAUGGGAAUAUUGUCGGAUACAUCAUGGGCAAAGUUGAAUCAUCACCAGACGCCUACAAAUACUCCGAACACUAUCUACCAUGAGGCAGCUGCCGACAACAAUAACGCAUGGUUCAUGGACCUCUUUGUUCGGAAGAGCAACGAGAGAGCCAUCACGUUCUACAAGAGCAUGGGAUACAGCGUCUUCCGAGUAGUGAAAGACUACUACGGAGAUCACGCCACGGACGCUACCAAAUAUAGCGAAGAUGCGUUUGAUAUGCGCAAAUCAAUGAAGAGAGAUGUGAAACAUGAGCACGUCCGAGACGCCGGAGAGGAUCACGAAGUUGACCCUGAGGAUGUGUGGUGA
Messenger RNA from Akanthomyces muscarius, 414 nucleotides. RefSeq lists its product as uncharacterized. The record is from RefSeq and is a predicted model, not a curated record. Lineage: Eukaryota; Fungi; Ascomycota; Sordariomycetes; Hypocreales; Cordycipitaceae. Gene Ontology annotation, biological process: N-terminal peptidyl-methionine acetylation. The transcript is spliced from 3 exons. Gene Ontology annotation, molecular function: protein-N-terminal amino-acid acetyltransferase activity. Gene Ontology annotation, cellular component: NatB complex. Bases 1 to 414 code for a protein of 137 amino acids.